Messenger RNA from Lentinula edodes (shiitake mushroom), 2152 nucleotides. RefSeq lists its product as uncharacterized. The transcript is spliced from 5 exons. Lineage: Eukaryota; Fungi; Basidiomycota; Agaricomycetes; Agaricales; Omphalotaceae. The record is from RefSeq and is a predicted model, not a curated record. Bases 124 to 2004 code for a protein of 626 amino acids.
CACGUGGGUAACUUAUACUUACUUACAAGUCAUCUCCGGGCCAUUGACGACGAUUCGGAACCGUUCGAGAGGAUAAGUAUAACAGUCAAGAGCUUCAAAAUAUUAACUUCGCAUCCUUCCGUGAUGUCUAUAUACCAUGUCUAUUCGCUACCUUCUGACCUCCUGCAAUCACUCGUACCACGAAACUCCCCGGUCGGUGAUAAUCAGCCUGCUCCUCUAUCGAUAGAAGCCAUUCCGCCGUCAUCAACUUCUGCAACAACAGCAUGCAAUAUCUGCCUAGGAGUCUCUUUUGCCGAUGUCGAUCAACAGAGAACUCAUUUCAGAUCGGAUUGGCAUAGGUACAAUGUCAAAAAUCGGUUGAAUGGUGGUCAACCUGUAUCAGAGUCCGACUUUAACCAGCUCAUUGACGCCCUCGAGGAUUCGUUGUCUGGAUCGGAAUCAUCUGACGAAGAAAUAGACUCUGACUCUGGCCACGAUGCAGUUUCUACCCUCGUCGACAAACAAAAGCCGCGUAAAAGGUCGAUCUCCCCAGAAUUUUCUACAAGACGAAGUCCUCGUACUGCGAUUUCCUGGUUCCAUUCUUCCCCGUCUACUCAAAUUGGGGUUUAUCGCGUACUGUUUCCGUAUGAUAUACCGGAGGAUGAUCACCUUCAAGCAUUAAAAGACCUGCAGGAAGCAAAAUCCGGUGGCCGCAGUUGGGCCAUGUUCAUGGUCGCUGGUGGUCAUUUUGCUGGAGCUAUCGUUCGUGUCAGUAACGCCGGAAAAGAGUCUGAAGUACAGUCUAAGAAAACUAAGAAACCAGUAUCUGAUAUGGAAGUGCUGAGGCAUAAAACGUUUCAUAGAUAUACCACUCGUAGGAAGCAAGGUGGCUCACAAAGUCUCAACGAUAACGCCAAAGGUAAUGCAAAGAGUGCCGGUGCACAGCUACGACGAUAUGGGGAGCAAGCUUUGCGAGAGGACAUUCGGGCUCUUUUGUCUGCCUGGGAAGAAGAAAUUCAUGACUGCGAGAUAAUAUUCAUCAGAGCCAGCGGCCCCAAUCGAAAAAUUUUCAUGGACUAUGAAGGAAGCCCCAUCUCCAAAACUGACGAACGUUUACGCACUUUCCCGUUUCCAACUAGGCGACCAACACAAUCUGAACUGUCUCGUUGCUUGCAGGAGUUGACAAGGGUCAAAGUUUCGCACUUCACUGAAGAGGUUCUGAGAGCUCAAGAUGAAGCUUACCUUGCAUCCCUCCCGAAACCCAAACCAAUACCUGCUAUUCCGGCACCAUUGGCACCCGAAAAACCCAAAAGCAAACAGGUCAAGCUAAGUAAGGAAGAGGAAAUACUCCGAGAAAAAUGGCAACGACUUGUGGAGAUGGUCAGCAAAGGGCGGUUAGAGCCACUGAUUGCCUUCUGGGAGCGUGAAGGGAACAAUCUUGGAGGUAUUAAUGUUCGACUACCAGAAUGGAUCGGGGAGAAACGUGUCGCGACGUUACUGCAGCUUGCAACCUUCUCGGGCCAAGAGGAUGUGACGAAUUGGAUGCUGGAGAUGUGUGCAGAUCCCACCAUACCCGUUCCCCGUUCGGAAGACGAAGCUGAUAGUGUAGAAGGGGAUGAAUCUGCUUCCAAGCGGCGACGUACUGCAUAUGACCUUGCCCAAUCUCGUUCCAUUCGUGAUGUGUUCCGUCGUAAUGCUGGGGCACAUCCAGAUUGGUGGGACUGGUUUGGUGCUGCACAUAUUCCGAGUGCACUCAGCAAAGAGAUGGAGGACGAACGCGAUGAAAAAAAGAAGGUCCGACGGAAAGGAUUAAAAGAUCGGUUAAAAGAGCGAGAGGGUAAGGAGAAAGAGAAGCCAACAGUGGAAGAAAGUGCACCGUUCAUUUCCUUUCCAUCAAUUGGUCCUCAUAAACUUGGAGGCAGUGCUGGUGAUACUGCAGGCACCGCAGGCUUGACAUCAGAAAUGAAAGCAAAGAUUGAAAGAGAGAGGAGGGCUAGAGCUGCAGAAGCACGACUAAAAAAGUAACAUUAAAGCAGUAUUCAUCAUAGGGUAUAAUGGCACAAUGUCUUUCUGGCAGCUGCUUUGAGUACAUUAGGAACAGUGCAAUGCUUUUCUGACUUCUAUGGAACCAGGUCCAGACAUAACUAGGAUUUGUGCAACUCUUGCUUCAGCG